UUUUUGGCUACAAAACAGAAUUUGUCUUUGUUUUUGUUUACGUUUUGAGCUGCAUGUUUAAUGUAACAUUAUUUUUUAAUGUUGCUUGUCAAAUAAAAUCUUUGAAAAUAUUGAGGCAACUUUGCAUUUCUUUUUCCGGAUUUUCGUCGCAAUCAGGAAGGAGGGGGGACGGCAAAUCAAGUUUUUCUUGCUUUUAGUUUCAUUUUCUCGCAUGAUGAAGUCGAAAAAUAGCAGUAAUAAACCAGUUAGAUGUUGUAAAUGUCAGACUAUUGAUCAGAAAGUGCACUUCCUGCAUGUCAAUUAAGACCAGUCCACGCCUUUUUGUGUAUUAUGUAUCAAGUUUUGCAUUGUAUUUUUAUGUUUAUUUUACCCUCAAUUUGGUCCAUUCCUAUUAAUUCGUCUUUACUGAAACAAAAUUUAAGCGACACUAUGAACAAACUUCAUAUUACUACAAAACUAACGUACGAUGAAAUAAAACCACCGGAUCACUUGGAAGGUGUAAAAAUGGAAAGAGAUGGACAUUUAAACAAAGAAUUUAGAAAAGAAGUUUUGCUAGGCUUUAACAAAACAAAUUCUCAAGAUGAAGAAUUACUUUCUUCCAUCCAUAAAAAAGCAGACCUUGAUAAUGAUGGUUUUUUGAAUUUGGAAGAAUUAGAAGUUUGGAUGAUCAAUAAAGUGAAGGAACAUUAAAAAGCUGUUCGUGAUAACUUUUUAAUAUUUACUACAUUAGAUAAAGAUCACAAUGGUCGUGUUAGUUGGGAAGAAUAUCAUGUUAACUUCAUGAUAGAACAAGGUUUUAACAAGUCGUAUGCUGCAGCUCAUCCUGAAAGUCAUCGGAAUUUAAAACGCAAAGUUAAGGAAAAAAUUCUUCUUGACAAAGCUGCAUGGUCUGAAGCAGCCAAUUCCGAUCCAGAAGCUCUAAACAUUGAUGAGUUCUUAACAUUCCGUCAUCCUGAACAUAGCCAUGUUUCUCUGCUCAAUAUGGUGAAUGAUAUUAUCAAUAGUUUAGACAAUGAUGGCGACGAAAUGUUAUCAGAACAUGAAUUUGUAGAAAUGCCUGAAAAUGACGACACAAACAUAUCCGCAGCAGAAUUAAAACUUCAAAGGCUAAAAGAAUUCCGAGAAUCAAUUGAUAUCAACCGUGAUGGUAAAGUUUCAAGAGAAGAAUUAUUAAUGUAUAAUGACCCAGAAAAUCCAGUGCAUUCUAGAUUAGAAGCAAGGAAGCUCAUCAAAUUAGCCGACAUAAAUAAAGAUGAACUGUUAUCUUUGGAAGAAAUUCUAGCUAAGAAAGAUUCGUUCCUCGGAAGCAAAAUGGUAGAUACAGCUCGUAGCUUUCAUGAUGAAUUUUAAUCUGUGAUAUUUGUUAUCCUUUGUUGUUAUAUAUGUAUUCUUGUUAAACCAAUCGUUUUGUUUUGCAUUUAUUUUAGAAUAAACUAUUUUCUCUAUAUUUAAAACUUGUUUAAUAAAAACUAUUUU
Uloborus diversus is the source of this 1476-nucleotide messenger RNA. It is a transcript of the gene myd, whose product is annotated as 45 kDa calcium-binding protein-like. Gene Ontology annotation, molecular function: calcium ion binding. Lineage: Eukaryota; Metazoa; Arthropoda; Arachnida; Araneae; Uloboridae. The record is from RefSeq and is a predicted model, not a curated record. Gene Ontology annotation, biological process: calcium-ion regulated exocytosis. Gene Ontology annotation, cellular component: endoplasmic reticulum.